AUGAAGAUUUUAUUCCGGUUGCAGAUGUUCAGAUUCAUCUGGAAUCCUAAAUUUCCUAGGAGGUAUUUUCAUCAAAACUACCAGGUUUUGGCUCCUCUGAAUCUUUCUGACUUUGAAGCUAUAAAUCGUUGUGAACGGGACUUACCAGAGAACUUUAACUUUGCUGGAGAUGUACUAGAUAGAUGGGCUCAGCUGGAAAAGAAAGGAGAGCGUCCCCCCAACCCAGCACUAUGGUGGAUUAAUGACAAAGGAGCUGAGGUGAAAUGGAACUUCAGGGAACUGGGUCUUUUAUCCCGCAAAGUGGCCAAUGCCCUCACCAAGUCAUGUGGUCUCCAGAGAGGAGAGAGAGUUGCUGUGAUUCUACCCAGAGUUCCAGAAUGGUGGCUGGUCAAUGUGGCUUGUAUGAGAACGGGAUUAAUUUUCAUGCCUGGGACAAUCCAGCUGACAGCCAAAGACAUUCUCUACAGGCUAACAGCAUCCAAGGCCAAAUGCAUUGUGGCUAGUGAUGAGGCAGCCCCAGCUGUGGAUUCUAUUGUAUCCAACUGUCCUGCUUUGAAAACCAAGAUUCUGGUGUCAGAAAAUAGCCGCAGUGGAUGGUUAAAUUUCAACGAACUAUUUAAAUCAGCCUCUGAAGAACAUAACUGUGUGAAGACAGGAAGCCAGGAACCGAUGGCUAUCUAUUUUACCAGUGGGACAACAGGUUCUCCCAAAAUGGCCCAGCACUCCCAGAGCAGCCUCGGCAUUGGGUACACUCUUUGUGGAAGGUACUGGCUGGACUUGAAACCUUCAGAUAUCAUGUGGAACAUGGCUGACACCGGCUGGGUGAAAGCUGCCAUUGGUAGUGUCUUUUCCACCUGGCUUCAAGGAGCCUGUGUCUUCGUGCACCGCAUGGCCCAGUUUAACACAGAUACCUUUCUAGAUACUCUCAGCAACUACCCCAUAACCACUAUCUGCAGUGCCCCAACUGUAUACCGGAUGCUUGUACAGAAAGACCUUAAGAGCUAUAAUUUCAAAACCCUGAGGCACUGUUUGACUGGAGGGGAGCCACUCAAUCCAGAAGUAAGGGAACAGUGGAAGAGUCAGACUGGACUGGAGUUGUAUGAAGGUUAUGGACAGACCGAAGUGGGAAUAAUUUGUGCCAAUCAGAAAGGACAUGAAAUUAAACCUGGAUCGAUGGGAAAGGGAGUGCCACCUUAUGAUGUCCAGAUCAUAGAUGAAAACUGUAAUAUUCUGCCACCUGGUAAAGAAGGGGAAAUUGCCCUUAGAUUGAAAUCUACAAGACCUUUCAGUUUCUUUUCAGAAUAUGUGGACAAUCCAUCAAAAACAGCUGCCACCAUGAGAGGGAAUUUUUAUGUCACUGGAGACCGAGGAAUAAUGGAUAGUGAUGGCUAUUUCUGGUUUGUUGGGAGAGCUGAUGAUGUCAUCAUAUCAUCUGGGUACCGAAUCGGACCAUUUGAGGUUGAAAGUGCCCUCAUUGAGCAUCCAGCUGUUGUAGAAUCAGCUGUUGUCAGCAGUCCAGAUCCUGUCAGAGGAGAGGUGGUGAAAGCCUUUGUUGUCCUGUCUGCACCCUUUAAAUCUGCCAAUACAGAGAAAUUGGCUCUUGAGCUUCAGAAUCAUGUGAAAAAAGUAACUGCGCCCUACAAAUACCCCAGGAAGGUGGAAUUUGUUCAAGAACUACCAAAGACCAUCACUGGGAAAAUUAAACGAAACGUAUUAAGGGACCAAGAGUGGGGACGAGCUUAGCCUGACCAGAAUACAAAGAUGCUUCUUGUAGACCUACAUAGCAUUCUUUCAUUCACUUUUAUCUUCAUUUGCUUCUUUCUAAUCUUAAUCAUUAUGUUCUAGUGACUGGUUACUAUCAAAGCACAAUAGUAUACAAUGUUAGUGGGGAUUUUUUUCUUAAGUGUUAAAUUCUUGUUAUUUUUUAAAGCUCUAGGACAGUCCAAAAAUAUAUUGGAAAUAAGUGAUCUUUAGACUGUAGAGCCAAAAAUUGAAACUGUACUUCAAUUGUCAUGUUCCUUAUUAGCUGGUAAGAACUUUAUCUUUAUAUAUUUGGUCAGAUUUGUUGUUUUUUUAAAAAUUGGUAAUGUGUCUAAUCCAAGUUUUAGAAGCUCAUUAGUUCCAAAAAAUGGAUUUAGCAAUACUUAAAAAAUGAUUCCUAAUGCCUUUUAUAUUUUACAUCAAAUAAUCAAAACCAAUAGAUAUAACAACUAUGUGAUCUUAAUUCUACUCCCCAUAUUCUUCAAGAGAGAGAUUAUCAACUGUCCUCCAUGAUCAAUGCUGAAUAUAAAUUCAGCCAUUUUUUUUUUCCCCUUGAGGCAAUUGGAGUUAAGCAACCUACCCAAGAUUACACAGCUAGGAAGUGUUAAGUGUCUGAGGGCAAAUUUGAAUUUAGAUCCUCCUAACUUCAUGGCUGGUGCUCUAUCCACUGUACCAGUUCUGAUUCUCAACUAACUUUUAAAUAAUUAUAAGCAUUGGCUACAUUGUUCUCCUAGUUUCAUUUUUAUAACUUGUAAAAGAACUUCAAAAACAGAUAUGAUUUUGAUUUAAAGAAAAUUCACUAUUAAAAUAUCCCUAUUUACAAAACAGGCUAAGGGAGGUUAAUUUUGUUUUUUUAAAGAUUCUUGGCUUUAUUAAAAAAAAAAAUUCUGCACUUAAUUCUUUUUAUGUAGUGAUUAAUUUUCCAUGCAAUUUCAUACCCAUUUUAAGAAUGUGUGGUUUCUCUGACGGGGAAGAAAGGAUAUUCCUUCACUUGACAUAGAUCACAACUUUCCUAUGAUUUACAAGAUUCUCCUUGGCUGUCGAUACAUAACUGAAAAAAAAAUGAAUUACCUUUACAAUCAUAUUUCCACACUUGGGUAGGCUAGCCUACAGACUCUGACCUACUACUGGUUAUAUACUUAAA
Molecule: messenger RNA, 2905 nt
Organism: Antechinus flavipes (yellow-footed antechinus)
Lineage: Eukaryota; Metazoa; Chordata; Mammalia; Dasyuromorphia; Dasyuridae
Product: acyl-coenzyme A synthetase ACSM4, mitochondrial-like
Exons: 13
Coding region: 1-1743 (580 amino acids)
Biological process (GO): acyl-CoA metabolic process; fatty acid biosynthetic process
Cellular component (GO): mitochondrial matrix
Molecular function (GO): fatty-acyl-CoA synthase activity; fatty acid ligase activity
Source: RefSeq, a predicted model, not a curated record